CUACAACAUUCAGUUUCUUUUCGACGGCAUAUAUUAUCGGCAGAAUGAUGGGGUCGCAAUGGGGUCCCCACUCGGACCAGUGCUGGCAGAUAUUUUUCUUGCCAAACUAGAAACUGAAUCACUGGGGCCACUUAUAGAUUGUUUCGACCAUUACUAUCGUUAUAUGGAUGACAUUUUCUGCAUAACCCAUAAAGAUAUCUCUCUGGAGGAUAUAUUGGCAGAGUUUAAUGGUGCGCACCCGGCGAUUAAGUUCACCUACGAACUUGAACAAGAUGGCCAACUCUCAUUUCUGGAUGUACACCUUAGUAGACGAACUGACGGUUCCAUAUUAAGGAAGACAAACAGAAAGAAGACGUGGACAGGUCAGUAUACAAAUUUCAGUAGUUUUGUACCGCUUAAAUACAAGCGUAACUUAGUACAUUGUCUCACCUCAAGGGCGAGAAAGAUAUGUUCAGAAGACGCUCUGGAGGAUGAGAUGAAAUCCAUCCAGAACACUUUGCGUGAAAAUGGUUAUCCAGAAAGAUUCAUUCAGCGCAACAUGCAGCCCAAAAUAACACCG
This is a messenger RNA of Dicrocoelium dendriticum, 559 nucleotides long. NCBI's taxonomy places the organism in Eukaryota, Metazoa, Platyhelminthes, Trematoda, Plagiorchiida, Dicrocoeliidae. The record is from the annotation of a GenBank genome assembly.